GCUUUGUCCAUCGACGGUCACACUUACGCGUGUGAAAAAUGCAAUUACACUCCGUCGAAGAAAAUAUACUUUAGCCGCGUAAACAUUGCAAGCCCAUAGAAAUGGAGAUGGAAUCUGACAACAGCGACGAUGAGGGAUCGAUCGGCAAUGGAUUGGACUUGACCGGCAUUCUUUUCGGCAACAUCGACUCCGAGGGCAGACUGCUGCAAGAUGACGACGGAGAGGGGCGCGGGGGCACCGGUUUCGAUGCGGAGCUCCGGGAAAACAUUGGUUCCCUUUCCAAAUUGGGUCUGGAUUCUAUGCUGCUCGAGGUUAUCGAUCUCAAGGAAGCCGAGCCUCCGUCGGAUGACGAGGAAGAGGAGGACGCCAGACCGUCAGCCGUCAGUGCCAGCGAAGGAAUGAGUGCCUUUGAUGCGCUCAAAGCGGGCGUUAAAAGGGAGGAUGGCGCCGUAAAGGCUCAGGACGAUGCCAUUGACUACUCUGACAUCACCGAGUUAUCCGAGGACUGCCCACGCACUCCGCCCGAAGAAACAAGCACUUAUGAUGACUUAGAAGACGCCAUUCCCGCCUCCAAGGUAGAGGCCAAGUUGAGAGAGGAUAUUGCUCAAAUUUUUAAAGGUCUAUGCAAUUCCUGUCAAAGUGACACGAUUACUUUUGCACCGCUCAGGUUGGGUUCAGACCUAUUGCUAUACAGAGAGAAUAACUCACAUUUUGUUGCAGCUAAGGACGACAAGGAACUAAUGCCUCCACCAAGUGCACCAAUGCGCUCCGGCUCUGGCGGCGGCAUCGAGGAACCGGCCAAGUCAAAUGAUGCAUCUAGUCCCAGUGACGAUUCCAAAUCUACCGAUUCAAAGGAUGCGGAUCGGAAGCUGGACACACCACUGGCAGACAUACUGCCGUCCAAGUACCAGAAUGUGGAUGUGCGUGAGCUCUUUCCGGACUUUCGUCCCCAAAAGGUGCUACGCUUCUCCCGUCUCUUCGGACCCGGUAAACCCACGAGUUUGCCCCAGAUCUGGCGACACGUGCGCAAACGCCGCCGCAAGCGAAAUCAAUCCAGGGAUCAGAAGACGACAAACACUGGUGGUUCGGACUCUCCAAGCGAUACUGAGGAGCCACGAAAGCGGGGCUUCAGUCUGCACUAUGCUGCAGAGCCAACGCCAGCGGAGUGCAUGUCCGACGACGAGGACAAAUUGCUGGGCGACUUCAACAGCGAGGAUGUGCGUCCAGAAGGACCGGACAACGGCGAGAACAGCGAUCAGAAGCCAAAGGUGGCUGACUGGCGGUUCGGGCCUGCACAGAUUUGGUAUGAUAUGCUAGAGGUGCCCGACUCUGGAGAGGGGUUCAACUAUGGCUUCAAGACAAAGGCAGCAAGCACCUCGUCUCAGCCGCAACUCAAAGAUGAACGCCGUGUAAAGAGUCCAGAAGAUGAUGUCGAAGAUCCAAGCAUUGCGGAUGAUGCCUUUCUCAUGGUCUCCCAGCUGCAUUGGGAAGACGACGUGGUCUGGGACGGUAACGACAUCAAGGCAAAGGUGCUCCAAAAGCUUAACUCAAAGACAAAUGCAGCCGGAUGGUUGCCCUCGAGCGGGUCGAGAACGGCUGGCGCCUUUAGCCAGCCGGGCAAACCGUCUAUGCCCGUGGGAAGUGGAAGCUCCAAGCAGGGUUCGGGAGCAUCAAGCAAAAAGGCCCAGCAAAAUGCUCAAGCAAAGCCAGCGGAGGCACCUGAUGACACCUGGUAUAGCCUUUUUCCAGUUGAAAAUGAGGAGCUAAUAUACUACAAGUGGGAGGACGAGGUAAUCUGGGAUGCCCAGCAAGUGAGCAAGGUGCCCAAGCCGAAGGUACUCACUUUGGAUCCCAACGACGAAAACAUCAUUUUGGGUAUUCCUGAUGACAUAGAUCCCUCUAAAAUCAAUAAGAGCACGGGUCCUCCACCUAAGAUCAAGAUACCGCAUCCUCACGUAAAAAAGUCUAAGAUCCUACUUGGCAAGGCGGGUGUGAUCAACGUGCUUGCGGAGGACACACCUCCGCCGCCACCCAAAAGUCCUGACCGUGACCCCUUUAACAUAUCCAAUGACACUUACUACACACCGAAGACAGAACCCACCCUACGACUUAAGGUGGGCGGUAAUCUUAUUCAACACUCGACUCCGGUGGUAGAGCUGCGAGCUCCGUUUGUGCCUACGCACAUGGGCCCGAUGAAGCUCCGCGCCUUCCAUCGCCCCCCCCUAAAGAAGUACUCCCACGGGCCAAUGGCCCAGUCUAUCCCUCAUCCUGUCUUCCCACUGCUGAAGACCAUCGCAAAGAAGGCGAAGCAGCGCGAAGUGGAGCGCAUUGCCUCCGGUGGCGGAGACGUCUUCUUUAUGCGCAACCCAGAGGAUUUAAGCGGAAGGGACGGAGACAUCGUACUAGCCGAGUUCUGCGAAGAGCAUCCGCCUCUGAUAAACCAGGUGGGCAUGUGCUCCAAGAUAAAGAACUACUACAAGCGUAAGGCUGAGAAGGACAGUGGGCCGCAGGAUUUUGUUUAUGGAGAAGUGGCCUUUGCGCACACAAGUCCCUUCCUGGGCAUCCUGCAUCCUGGCCAGUGCAUACAGGCGAUUGAGAACAACAUGUACCGAGCGCCUAUUUAUCCACAUAAGAUGGCUCACAACGAUUUCCUCGUCAUUCGCACGCGGAACAACUACUGGAUACGGUCGGUGAAUUCAAUAUACACCGUGGGUCAGGAGUGUCCGCUGUACGAGGUACCCGGUCCGAAUUCCAAAAGGGCCAACAACUUCACCCGUGACUUUCUGCAGGUGUUUAUUUACCGCCUGUUCUGGAAAAGUCGCGACAACCCGCGCCGCAUUCGAAUGGACGAUAUAAAACAGGCUUUUCCCGCUCAUUCCGAGAGCAGCAUCCGCAAGCGUUUAAAGCAGUGCGCUGACUUCAAGCGAACAGGCAUGGACUCCAAUUGGUGGGUUAUAAAGCCAGAGUUUCGCCUUCCAUCCGAGGAGGAGAUCCGAGCCAUGGUGUCACCUGAGCAGUGUUGCGCGUACUUCAGCAUGAUAGCGGCGGAACAACGCUUAAAGGAUGCUGGGUAUGGAGAAAAGUUUUUGUUCGCACCUCAGGAAGAUGACGACGAGGAGGCGCAGCUGAAGCUUGACGACGAAGUAAAGGUGGCUCCUUGGAACACGACUCGCGCAUAUAUCCAAGCCAUGCGGGGAAAGUGUUUACUCCAGUUGAGUGGUCCAGCCGAUCCAACGGGAUGUGGAGAGGGAUUUUCAUAUGUUCGAGUGCCAAACAAGCCCACGCAAACCAAGGAGGAGCAAGAGUCGCAGCCUAAACGUUCGGUCACAGGAACAGAUGCAGAUUUGCGUCGUCUGCCACUCCAGCGUGCAAAAGAGCUGUUGCGGCAGUUCAAGGUGCCCGAGGAGGAGAUCAAAAAGCUUUCCCGCUGGGAGGUCAUUGACGUGGUGCGCACCCUGUCCACAGAAAAGGCCAAGGCCGGUGAAGAGGGAAUGGAUAAGUUUUCUCGUGGCAACCGGUUCUCCAUUGCAGAGCAUCAGGAGCGUUAUAAGGAAGAGUGCCAGCGCAUAUUCGAUCUGCAAAACAGAGUGCUGGCCAGCUCUGAGGUGCUGUCCACAGAUGAGGCAGAGUCCUCGGCCUCUGAGGAAUCUGAUCUCGAAGAACUUGGCAAGAAUCUUGAGAACAUGCUGUCAAACAAGAAAACCUCGACGCAAUUGUCAAGGGAACGUGAAGAGCUGGAGCGUCAGGAGUUGCUUCGCCAGCUUGACGAAGAACACGGCGGACCAAGUGGUAGUGGAGGAGCCAAGGGAGCCAAAGGAAAGGAUGAUCCGGGACAGCAAAUGCUGGCAACCAACAACCAGGGCAGGAUCCUUCGCAUUACGCGUACCUUUAGAGGUAACGAUGGCAAGGAAUAUACUCGCGUGGAGACUGUGCGGCGGCAACCAGUUAUCGACGCCUACAUCAAGAUUCGCACCACUAAGGACGAGCAGUUCAUCAAGCAGUUCGCAACGCUAGAUGAGCAGCAGAAGGAGGAGAUGAAGCGCGAAAAGAGACGCAUUCAGGAGCAGCUACGUCGCAUCAAGCGCAACCAGGAGCGCGAACGCCUGGCGCAGCUGGCCCAGAACCAGAAGCUUCAGCCAGGUGGCAUGCCCACUUCCUUGGGUGAUCCUAAGAGCUCGGGCGGUCAUUCGCACAAGGAGCGGGAUAGCGGCUACAAGGAGGUCAGCCCUUCGCGCAAGAAGUUCAAGCUUAAGCCAGACCUAAAGCUGAAGUGCGGCGCCUGUGGACAGGUUGGUCACAUGCGCACAAACAAAGCCUGUCCCUUGUAUUCUGGCAUGCAAAGCAGUCUGUCCCAGUCGAACCCAUCUCUGGCUGACGAUUUUGACGAACAGAGCGAAAAGGAGAUGACAAUGGAUGACGAUGAUCUUGUGAAUGUCGAUGGCACCAAAGUAACGCUCAGCAGUAAGAUUCUCAAGCGUCAUGGUGGUGAUGAUGGCAAGCGUCGCAGCGGAUCUAGCUCUGGUUUCACCUUGAAGGUUCCCCGAGAUGCGAUGGGCAAGAAGAAACGCAGAGUGGGUGGCGAUCUUCAUUGUGACUAUCUGCAGCGACACAAUAAAACGGCCAAUCGCAGGCGCACGGACCCCGUUGUGGUACUGUCCUCUAUCCUGGAGAUUAUCCAUAAUGAGCUGCGAUCUAUGCCAGAUGUAUCGCCAUUCCUGUUCCCGGUAAGCGCAAAAAAGGUUCCCGACUACUACCGCGUGGUGACCAAGCCCAUGGAUCUGCAAACGAUGAGGGAGUAUAUUCGCCAAAGGCGCUACACGAGUCGCGAGAUGUUCCUCGAGGAUCUCAAGCAGAUUGUGGACAACUCGCUGAUCUACAAUGGACCGCAGAGUGCAUACACCUUGGCUGCCCAACGCAUGUUCAGCAGUUGUUUUGAAUUGCUCGCAGAGCGCGAAGACAAACUGAUGCGCCUCGAGAAGGCAAUUAACCCGCUGCUGGACGACGAUGACCAAGUGGCACUCUCCUUUAUCUUUGACAAGCUGCACUCGCAGAUUAAGCAAUUACCAGAGAGCUGGCCUUUCCUUAAGCCUGUCAACAAGAAACAGGUUAAGGACUACUACACGGUUAUCAAGCGACCCAUGGACCUCGAAACUAUCGGCAAAAACAUUGAAGCUCAUCGCUAUCACAGUCGUGCCGAGUAUCUGGCUGAUAUCGAGUUGAUCGCCACCAACUGUGAGCAGUACAACGGCAGUGACACCCGCUACACCAAGUUCUCAAAGAAGAUACUUGAGUAUGCCCAAACCCAGUUAAUUGAGUUUUCGGAGCACUGCGGCCAGUUGGAAAAUAACAUAGCUAAGACGCAGGAGCGUGCUAGGGAAAAUGCACCAGAGUUUGAUGAAGCCUGGGGCAAUGAUGAUUACAACUUUGACCGUGGCAGUAGGGCCAGUUCACCCGGAGAUGACUACAUCGACGUCGAGGGUCAUGGGGGGCAUGCCUCCUCAUCGAACUCUAUCCAUCGCAGCAUGGGCGCCGAGGCCGGUUCGUCACAUACGGCGCCGGCGGUGCGAAAACCAGCUCCUCCUGGUCCUGGUGAGGUGAAGCGCGGAAGGGGUAGGCCCCGCAAGCAGCGCGACCCCGUGGAGGAGGUCAAAUCCCAGAAUCCGGUUAAGCGUGGUCGGGGGCGUCCGAGGAAGGACAGCCUUGCCUCAAACAUGAGUCACACGCAAGCUUACUUCCUGGAUGAAGAUCUCCAAUGCUCCACAGAUGACGAGGACGACGACGAGGAGGAGGACUUCCAGGAGGUCUCCGAAGACGAGAACAAUGCGGCGAGCAUUUUAGAUCAGGGCGAACGUAUCAAUGCGCCUGCCGAUGCCAUGGAUGGCAUGUUUGACCCCAAGAACAUCAAGACAGAGAUUGACCUAGAGGCUCACCAGAUGGCAGAGGAGCCGAUCGGCGAGGAUGACAGCCAGCAGGUGGCCGAAGCAAUGGUGCAGUUGAGUGGCGUGGGCGGCUACUAUGCUCAACAGCAGCAAGAUGAAUCCAUGGAUGUGGACCCCAACUACGAUCCCUCAGAUUUCCUCGCCAUGCACAAGCAGCGCCAGAGCCUCGGCGAGCCCAGCAGCUUGCAGGGUGCUUUCACCAACUUCCUAUCGCACGAGCAGGAUGAUAAUGGGCCUUACAAUCCCGCCGAAGCCAGCACAAGUGCCGCUUCCGGUGCAGACUUAGGAAUGGACGCUUCAAUGGCCAUGCAAAUGGCGCCGGAAAUGCCUGUCAAUACCAUGAACAACGGAAUGGGCAUCGAUGAUGAUCUGGAUAUUUCGGAGAGUGACGAGGAAGACGAUGGUUCUCGAGUGCGUAUCAAAAAGGAGGUCUUCGACGACGGGGAUUACGCCUUGCAGCACCAGCAGAUGGGACAGGCAGCAUCGCAGUCGCAGAUAUACAUGGUGGAUUCGUCCAACGAGCCCACGACUCUCGACUACCAGCAACCACCGCAACUGGACUUCCAACAAGUGCAGGAAAUGGAGCAGUUGCAGCACCAAGUGAUGCCACCAAUGCAAUCAGAGCAACUGCAGCAGCAACAGACGCCGCAGGGAGACAAUGAUUAUGCCUGGACUUUUUAGUGAUAGGGAAUAAUUGUUAGUUGUUAGAAAAUAAAACGUCGAUUUAAUAAUAGGAUUGAGCUUCGCUGUGAAACAAUUUUAUACACUUUUUACAAUGCAUUGUUUUAACGGAUUUUGAAAUACUACAAUAUGUUCUCUGAAAAAAUAUUUCCUUUUCAUGCCAAUAUGUUUUUAAUUAUACACUUUACAAUUUAUGAAAUCUAAUUCAAAAUAUGUUUUUAAAAUAUAAUUUUCAUAACUUUAAAUAAUGCCU
Drosophila melanogaster (fruit fly) is the source of this 6873-nucleotide messenger RNA. It is a transcript of the gene Taf1, whose product is annotated as TBP-associated factor 1. Bases 102 to 6620 code for a protein of 2172 amino acids. Gene Ontology annotation, molecular function: DNA binding; protein serine/threonine kinase activity; protein serine kinase activity. The record is from RefSeq and is marked reviewed. The transcript is spliced from 16 exons. NCBI's taxonomy places the organism in Eukaryota, Metazoa, Arthropoda, Insecta, Diptera, Drosophilidae. Gene Ontology annotation, cellular component: transcription factor TFIID complex; nucleus. Gene Ontology annotation, biological process: transcription by RNA polymerase II; protein ubiquitination; chromatin remodeling.